AAUUUUCAGUAUAACGUGGGUCCCACUCUUCUCCGUCGUGUGUUACUUUAAUAACUUUAACUCUAUCGUGAAACAAAACAAAGAAGAGGAAAGAAGAACGAGCUUGCUUGUAAAAUUCUCAAAGGGAGGAAUUUGAUUAUACUGGAGGAUCUGAUGUACACGCCUGUGGAUCUCAAUUAUAUUCUCGAUCAUGAUGGCACAUGAAAAUUCAGGAAAUAGGAAAAUAUCCUGUGAGGCAUCUCUAACGUGCCUCCAGGGAAAGGGGCCUCCCCCUUUCAGUUUUCAGUGUGAUGGGAGUUCUAUGGAAGGACUUAUGGAGUUUAAUAAGGAGCUUCAUAAUGAUCCCGGCACUCAUCCAGCUGGGAAUGUUGCUGAGCCUAAACACCGUCUUGGCGGUGAGUUUCUUGAGCCAUCAAAUGAAUUUCACAGCAAACCUACUUAUCACCAUGAUUACAGUGCCUGGACAGCCUGCCAUUUUAACCCUCACAAGCUGCAGCAGUGCCAAAUGAAUGCUUUUGAGAACCACUUUUACCCUUAUCCUGUCGAGAACCAGCUUCAAUAUGUUCCAAUUAGUAUGGUUUCUCAGGGUCACUCGCGUGAGCGUGAACAUAAUCAAGAAUUUCAGUAUUUUGUGGUCAUAGACUUUGAGGCGACCUGUGAUAAGGAUAGUAAUCCUCAUCCGCAAGAAAUAAUUGAGUUUCCAUCUGUCAUAGUGAGCAGUGUCUCUGGCCAGCUGGAAGCAUGCUUCCAAACAUAUGUGAGGCCUAGCUGCAAUCAGCUUCUGACUGACUUCUGCAAGGAUCUGACUGGUAUCGAACAAAUUCAGGUGGACAGAGGUGUUUCAUUGAGUGAGGCUCUACUUAGGCAUGAUAAAUGGCUUGAGAAAAAGGGAAUUAAGAAUGCCAACUUUGCUGUGGUUACAUGGUCUGACUGGGAUUGCCGUGUUAUGCUUGAAUCUGAGUGCAGAUUCAAGAAAAUACGAAAGCCACCUUAUUUCAACCGCUGGAUCAACUUAAAGAUUGCUUUCAACGAGGUAUUUGGUGCUGUGAGGUGCAAUCUAAAGGAGGCUGUUGAGAUAGCUGGCUUGGUCUGGCAGGGCCGCCCUCAUUGUGGCCUGGACGAUGCUAAAAAUACUGCUCGCCUUCUGGCACUGCUCAUGCACAGGGGUUUUAAGUUUUCCAUUACCAGUUCCAUUCAGUGGCAGAUUGCCGAACAAUCGCAGACAUGGAAGCAGUCUACAGAACAACCAGACUUUUACCCUCAUCAUUACCCCUACAAAGCAAAGGAUAUGAAUACCCCUAUCAUUCAGUAUCACCCUUACUGUUACUGUGGGGUGAAAAGCACUAGGGGUAUGGUCAGGAAGCCAGGGCCUAAGCAAGGGAGCCUUUUCUUUGGAUGUGGAAAUUGGACUGCAACUAGAGGUGCCCGCUGCCAGUACUUUGAAUGGGCUUCUACCUAAUUGAAAACGCCUUUUGAUCUAUUAUGAUCAAAUUUCAUGUUUUCUUAUAUAUGUAAAAAAUGAAAAAAGGAGAAGAGGAAAUGGUUUAUGAAAGUAGUAGUGGUGUGUUGUCUCUAGUGGAAGCAUGUUACUCCUGGCUUGUGUAGUUAAGGUUUGUGUGCUUCAUGAAGUGUAGAAAAGAAAAAUUAGUUGGCUCAAUGGCUCAUUACUGUGACUGCUAAAACAUCAAAUAGUAGUCUUGUUAAAGGAGAGAGGGGGCUUCAACCUGUAAAGCAGACUUGUUGACUGGAGAGCCAUUGAGAAUUGUGAUCAUAAUGGGUAGUUAGGAUUCAUGCCUUUACAUGCUGAGGCAUUGUUAAAUUAUCUUUUAAAAUAAUCUGUGAAAUAGGACUCUGUUUCCUCUGCUCUUAAUGGGAAUCGCUAUAAUUUCCCGUCGUCCUUUCUGUGUGUUACGGAUAACAUUAUAACUUCGACUCUGUUUACUGUUGUUGAGCUUAGUUCGCUGAGUUUCGUUGGGAUUUGGAUUGCUUGGAGCACGCAUUCACGCAAUCAAGCGCAGAUUCAGCUAUUGUGUGUGCUAUCAUAGUUGUAGGCAAUCCAAAUCCGUUUUGCGGAAAGAAGAGAAGGCACAGUGUCUCUUUUUUGUUGAGGAUUGAAGGCUUUACCUUUGGAUUAGCCACCAAAGAAGAAAAAGAGAACCCUUGAAAUGGUUUUUUACGCAUGUCACAUGCAUAUAUAUAGAAUGUGUUUGUAUGCUUCUACAUGUAAUAUUUCAUUAGUUAGUUUUUUCAUUUCAUAAAAUAAUGGUGAAACCAAAGUAGUAAUAAUAGAAAAUGCUUUGCACUCAA
Cicer arietinum (chickpea) is the source of this 2307-nucleotide messenger RNA. Its product is annotated as 3'-5' exonuclease eri1-like. Lineage: Eukaryota; Viridiplantae; Streptophyta; Magnoliopsida; Fabales; Fabaceae. Gene Ontology annotation, molecular function: zinc ion binding; nucleic acid binding; 3'-5'-RNA exonuclease activity. The record is from RefSeq and is a predicted model, not a curated record.